This is a messenger RNA of Macaca mulatta (Rhesus monkey), 2741 nucleotides long. It is a transcript of the gene HIPK4, whose product is annotated as homeodomain interacting protein kinase 4. Gene Ontology annotation, molecular function: protein serine/threonine kinase activity; protein tyrosine kinase activity; ATP binding. Lineage: Eukaryota; Metazoa; Chordata; Mammalia; Primates; Cercopithecidae. Gene Ontology annotation, biological process: peptidyl-serine phosphorylation; peptidyl-threonine phosphorylation. Gene Ontology annotation, cellular component: cytoplasm; nucleus. The record is from RefSeq and is a predicted model, not a curated record.
UAGGGCUCAGGUCUCCAACAACAGAACCAGAGCCACUCAACAGCGCUGGAACCCAUUCAGUGGGGCCUGGGGCCCCUCAUCCCAAGCCAGGAGGGCUUUUGGGGAGGGGCGCAGCCCCUGGCAGACUGACAGUGUGGCCUGGGGAUUUGGGGGUGCCAAGGAAGCAGGGGCCAACCUCGUAGGAGGAGGCACGAGUGCGGUUCUCUUUCCCCCACUGGGGGGCCUGCUGUGUCGGCGGCCAGGCGGGAGGCCUGGGCGGCAGAGCCAGUGGCGCAGGGGCCUGGGCAGGGCGGUGUCUGGCAGCGGGGGCACCAUGGCUACCAUCCAGUCAGAGACCGACUGCUACGACAUCAUCGAGGUCUUGGGCAAGGGGACCUUCGGGGAGGUAGCCAAGGGCUGGCGGCGGAGCACGGGGGAGAUGGUGGCCAUCAAGAUCCUCAAGAACGACGCCUACCGCAACCGCAUCAUCAAGAAUGAGCUGAAGCUGCUGCACUGCAUGCGAGGCCUGGACCCUGAGGAGGCCCACGUCAUCCGCUUCCUCGAGUUCUUCCACGACGCCCUCAAGUUCUACCUGGUCUUCGAGCUGCUGGAGCAAAACCUUUUUGAGUUCCAGAAGGAGAACAACUUCGCGCCCCUCCCUGCCCGCCACAUCCGUACAGUCACCCUGCAGGUGCUCAGAGCCCUGGCCCGGCUCAAGGAGCUGGCAAUCAUCCACGCUGAUCUCAAGCCUGAGAAUAUCAUGCUGGUGGACCAGACCCGCUGCCCCUUCAGGGUCAAGGUGAUUGACUUCGGCUCUGCCAGCAUUUUCAGCGAGGUGCGCUACGUGAAGGAGCCAUACAUCCAGUCGCGCUUCUACCGGGCCCCCGAGAUCCUGCUGGGGCUGCCCUUCUGCGAGAAGGUGGACGUGUGGUCCCUGGGCUGUGUCAUGGCUGAGCUGCACCUGGGCUGGCCCCUCUACCCCGGCAACAACGAGUACGACCAGGUGCGCUACAUCUGCGAAACCCAGGGCCUCCCCAAGCCGCACCUGCUGCACGCCGCCCGCAAGGCCCACCACUUCUUUAAGCGCAACCCCCACCCUGACGCCGCCAACCCCUGGCAGCUCAAGUCCUCGGCUGACUACCUGGCCGAGACGAAGGUGCGCCCACUGGAGCGCCGCAAGUAUAUGCUUAAGUCCUUGGACCAGAUCGAGACAGUGAAUGGUGGCAGUGUGGCCAGUCGGCUGACCUUCCCCGACCGGGAGGCACUGGCAGAGCACGCCGACCUCAAGAGCAUGGUGGAGCUGAUCAAACGCAUGCUGACCUGGGAAUCACAUGAACGCAUCAGCCCCAGUGCUGCCCUGCGCCACCCCUUCGUGUCCAUGCAGCAGCUGCGCAAUGCCCACGAGACCACCCACUACUACCAGCUCUCGCUGCGCAGCUACCGCCUCUCGCUGCAGGUGGAGGGCAAGCCCCCCGCGCCUGUCGUGGCUGCAGAAGAUGGGACCCCCUACUACCGUCUGGCUGAGGAGAAGGAGGCUGCGGGCAUGGGCAGUGUGGCCAGCAGCAGCCCCUUCUUCCGAGAGGAGAAGGCACCAGGUAUGCAAAGAGCCAUCGACCAGCUGGACGACCUGAGUCUGCAGGAGGCUGGGCAUGGGCUGUGGGGUGAGACCUGCACCGAUGUGGUCUCCGACAUGAUGGCCCCCCUCAAGGCAGCCAUCACUGGCCGCCACAUGCCCGACUCAGGCCCCGAGCCCAUCCUGGCCUUCUAUAGCAGCCGCCUGGCAGGCCGCCACAAGGCCCGCAAGCCACCUGCGGGUUCCAAAUCCGACUCCAACUUCAGCAACCUCAUCCGGCUGAGCCAGGUCUCGCCUGAGGAUGACAGGCCCUGCCGGGGCAGCAGCUGGGAGGAAGGAGAGCAUCUCGGGGCCUCUGCUGAGCCACCGGCCAUCCUGCAGCGAGAUGGGGAUGGGCCCAACACUGACAACAUGACCAUGGAGGCUGAGAGGCCAGACCCUGAGCUCUUCGACCCCAGCAGCUGUCCCGGAGAAUGGCUGAGUGAGCCAGACUGGACCCUGGAGGGCGUCAGGGGCCCACGGGCUCAGGGGCUCCCACCCCGCCGCUCCCACCAGCAUGGUCCGCCCCGGGGGGCCACCAGUUUCCUCCAGCAUGUCACCGGGCACCACUGAUGGUGAUUCCACCCCUGCCCAUCACUGAGGGCUGCGCUAGCUGAGCUGGCAUCCCCUCCCAACCUGAACUGCUCCUCAGAGCCAUCUCCCGAACCCACAAAUUAUUCUUACAGAAAGAUAGUUAUCUGGAAAUUCCCAUUCCCCGUCUGCGGUGCGGUGCGUGCCUGCACACUUCUCUUAAACACAGCAGAGCUUUGGAGUCUGGCCCAUGCUCCUUGGCCAGAGGGACAGCAGGAAGGGGGGGCUGCACCCCGCUGGCCCUGCGACCGCCCUCGGCCCUGCUGCCUCUGUCUGUUUCAAUAUAGAACUGUUCAGCAGUCCUGCUUCAAGCCUGCUCUCACUGCCUGGGGCUUGGACUGGCCCUGGGGGGAAUGGGGGCUCCAGGCUGGCACCCAGUGACUCCCUCUGCGAUGCUGGGCCCAAUUGACCACUGGCUUAGGCUGGAGCCUGGGCUGCUGUCACACUACGAGGGAAAAGCUGUGCUUGGUUGACUAACCCAUGUCCUAAAUAUGCUAUGUACUUGGCACACUGGGAAUCCACCCUCGGAACAUGCAUGUGUUCAGUAUGUGUUAAUCAA